Messenger RNA from Doryrhamphus excisus (bluestripe pipefish), 1610 nucleotides. It is a transcript of the gene gdf2, whose product is annotated as growth differentiation factor 2. Gene Ontology annotation, biological process: BMP signaling pathway. The record is from RefSeq and is a predicted model, not a curated record. NCBI's taxonomy places the organism in Eukaryota, Metazoa, Chordata, Actinopteri, Syngnathiformes, Syngnathidae. Gene Ontology annotation, cellular component: extracellular region. Gene Ontology annotation, molecular function: cytokine activity; growth factor activity.
CACGGGUGUGCUACUAUUUUGGUUGACACGAGUCCCCGUGUUUACUCUUGGGAGCAUGGGAGUGGACCUCACUGCUUUGGUCCUUUCAUUUGGGAUCUCCUUUGUCAAACCUUACCACCACAAAGCAACGACGUUGUUGGCUUAGAAAGGGUAUCCUUUAAAAAUGUACAAUUCCAGAACGUUCUUAUUUCAGGUGUGUUUGAGUCUGCUGCUUUCUACAGGCUCCUGCACCUGCAAGCCAAUCGGUAAUGUCAGCCAAAGCCACGAGGUCCUUGAGGGGUUUUAUUUCCAGCAAUCAGAGGAGGAUCUUCUGGAAGAGGAAGACAUGGACUCCAGGAUGGAAGACUUCCUCGGCACCAUGAAAGAAGAUUUUCUCAGGAAACUCAACCUUUCUGAUGUGCCGCAAGAACACGGCAAGAUUGACCCUCCGCAGUUCAUGAUGGAGCUAUAUAACAAGUACGCGUCUGAUAGCACUGCGAUCCCUCAGUCGGACGUCAUACGGAGCUUCAGUGUCCAAGAUAUCACACAUUCCGAGUCGAGGCACAGGAUGCUGUUCAACAUCAGCAUUCCCAGCCAUGAAAGGAUCACCACUGCUGAAUUACAGCUCUUCUUCCUCCUGAAUGGCAGGUCAGAGGCCGCCUCCCACGGUUUCAAGACCUCCGUCAAUGUCUACAAAGCAGAUUACCGUGACAGGAAAUCCACGCCGCAGCUACUAGCUAGCAAAGAGUUGAGCAGCUCCCAGAACGUGUGGGCAACGUUAGAUGUCACCUUAGCGAUACAGAAUGGAAUCAUGUCAGGCCACGGAAUAACUGCAUUGGAUGUAGUCGUGCAUGGGAAUGGCUGCGGUGGUGGUACUGGUGAUACUGGUCUGAUGCUGAGCGCGUCACUGGGAGAUAACACUUCAGCAGCUUUGAUAGUCUUCUCAGACGACCUCAGCAGCAGGAGAAGGGAAGCCAAGAAAGAACUAAGAGAGAUGAUACUCCAUGAAGAAGACGCCAUCUUCCAUGCGGGUACCGAGUGGAACACAGAGAAUCGGCUCACCAACCACAUUCCGGAAACUCAGCACCGUCGAAAGAGGAGAAAGGCAGAGAGGGAAUACUGCAGAAGAACGUCCCUAAAAGUCAACUUUAAAGACAUCGGCUGGGAUAGAUGGAUUGUGGCGCCUCCAGAAUACGAUGCGUUUGAAUGUCGGGGAUUGUGCUACCACCCACUGACGGAUGAAUCCACCCCGUCCAAACACGCCCUCAUCCAAACGCUAAUGAACAUCAGGAACCCCAAAAAGGCGAACAUGGCGUGUUGUGUUCCCAUCAAACUGGACCCCAUCACCGUCAUGUAUCAAGAGAAUGGACGCCUCACCAUUAGACACUUGUACGAGGAAAUGAAGGUGGCGGAGUGCGGAUGCAGGUAGUCACAAACGGUACCAUUAUUUCAUUCGGCAGCACUUAUUGAAAUGAUUACUAGAAUUGUGCUUAUGAAUCGGUUGUAAAUCUGUACAUUUGUCAUUCAUUCAUUCAUUCGUUUGUUCAUUCAUUUUCUACCGCUUUUCCUCACGAGGGUCGCAGGGGUGCUGGAGCCUAUCCCAGCUGUCUUCGGGCGAGAGGCGGGGUACA